AGCCAAUGAUUCGAAGGCUGUGUUACCCACAAUGCCGCCCGCUGGCCUGGCCACACGGCCUGGUUCCCAUGCCUCGUUUGGGGGUCUUCGGCCUGGCUCUGGCGUCCGGGGCUGCGAAACUUGCGGUCCGCGGUCUCACUCCGGCUCAUAUCCGCCGCUCCGACUCUGGCCCGAACUUUCCACGGCCCGCAGCGCUGCCAGGCCCUGAAAAAAACUCUUCCUGUGUCUGUCCAGAGGUAUACAGAGAGAGACAGGUUCAAUUCUAAGGCCUAAAAAGGAACAAGUCCCACUGGGAACAAUGGCCACCAUCCCUGGCCUCCAGCCCCUGACAUCCUUGGAGCAGGAUCUGGAACAGGAUGAGAUCCUGAUUGUGAAGGUGGAGGAGGACUUCGGCUGGGAAGAGGAGCCCUCCGUGGAGACGGAGGACCCCAGCCCCGAGACUUUCCGCCAGCUCUUCCGGCUCUUCUGCUACCAGGAGGUGGCUGGGCCCCGGGAGGCCCUGAGCCGCCUAUGGGAGCUGUGCUGCCGCUGGCUGCGGCCAGAGCUGCGCACUAAGGAGCAGAUCCUGGAGCUGCUGGUGCUCGAGCAGUUCCUGACGGUGCUGCCGGGGGAGAUCCAGGCUCGAGUGCGCGAGCAGCAGCCGGAGAGCGGUGAGGAGGCCGUGGUCCUCGUGGAAGGGCUGCAGCGGGAGCCCAGGAAACACAGGCAGCGGGGCUCAGAGCUGCUUUCUGAUGAUGAGAUGCCCCUCGGGAUAGGGGGACAGUCCUUAAAAUGCCAGGCGGAGGCUCAGACGGAGGAGCUGUUUCUGGAGGAAGAGGCUCGAUGCUCCAGCCAGCAGCCCCCAGCCCAGCUAAGCCACAGGCCACAGAGGGGUCCGCUGCUGUGGCCAGAGAGGGGCGCUCCGGCCCCCCAGCAGCAGGAGAUGGCGUCAGCCUCACCCCUCCUUUCGGCCUGGUCCCAGCAGGCGCCUGUGAACUUGGAGGACGUAGAUGUAUACCUUUCUGGGGAGGAGCCAGGACACCUGGACCCAGCUCAGCAAGAUGUGCCGCUGGAAAAUGAAGGACCUGUGAUCCAGUUGGUGGACGGUGGUGACGGCAGAGAGGACGCCCCGGUGAGGAUGGAGUGGUACCAAGUGUUCUCAGCGCGAUGCCAGGGCCCUGGCCACCCGCUCCCAAGUCAGAGGCCAGCCCCAGUCAGGGGCUUGGCCAGGCCUGAACAACCAAGAGGUGGCCCCCCACCAGGAAGAGGGGUUUCUCAUGGGGCUGACAAGCCAUACACCUGCCCCCAGUGUGGCAAAGGCUUCAGCAAAACGUCCCACCUGACCAAGCACCAGCGCACACACACGGGUGAGCGGCCUUACAAGUGCCUGGUGUGUGGGAAGGGCUUCAGCGACCGCUCCAACUUCAGCACACACCAGAGGGUGCACACGGGCGAGAAGCCCUACCCGUGCCCCGAGUGCGGGAAGCGCUUCAGCCAGAGCUCCAGCCUGGUCAUCCACCGCAGGACGCACAGCGGGGAGCGGCCCUACGCCUGCACCCAGUGCGGGAAACGCUUCAACAACAGCUCCCACUUCAGCGCUCACCGCCGGACGCACACAGGUGAGAAGCCCUACACCUGCCCGGCCUGUGGCAAGGGCUUCCGCCGGGGCACCGACCUGCACAAGCACCAGCGGACCCACACAGGGGCAGGCUCCCUGCUAACGCUCCCACCAGUGGCUCCUGGAGGCUCUGGGGCCAAGGCCUGAUCACCCAGUGCCUGAAGCUGCCUUUCCAGGACUCUCAUCCCUGGGCACAGAAUUCAGGAAGCUGCCAGAGACCCUGGUCCGAAAGCAUUGCCUGUUGCCUCCCGUGGCCCAGUAUGAGGGCAGCAGGAGACAUUUGGGAUGCUCAGACCGAGGAGGAAGCUGGGCACUGGGCACAGAGCAAGGGCAAGGACAGGCUGUGUGAGUGUCCAGUGGCGGCCAGAACAGACGAGACAGAGCGAGGGCUUCAGACACAGCGACACACUCAGGAAGCCAGAAGCUCGCACCCAAGGCGUUGGUGGGGCUGGCUCCUGGAGGGCCUGGGAGCUCCAUCAGCCUCCCACAGCGUCCGGUAGCUGCUGGCAUGUACCCUCAUCACUGCGUCCCUACCCAUCCCCUGUGUGUCUGUGACCUUGUGCACCAUCUUUGUGUCCUCCCCUGCCCUUCUUUUUUUUUAAAGACAGGGCCUUGCUCUAGAGUGAAG
Molecule: messenger RNA, 2225 nt
Organism: Saimiri boliviensis boliviensis (Bolivian squirrel monkey)
Lineage: Eukaryota; Metazoa; Chordata; Mammalia; Primates; Cebidae
Gene: ZNF500
Product: zinc finger protein 500
Biological process (GO): regulation of DNA-templated transcription
Cellular component (GO): nucleus
Source: RefSeq, a predicted model, not a curated record